Messenger RNA from Camellia sinensis, 2073 nucleotides. The record is from RefSeq and is a predicted model, not a curated record. NCBI's taxonomy places the organism in Eukaryota, Viridiplantae, Streptophyta, Magnoliopsida, Ericales, Theaceae.
ACAUUGACGGCGAAUACUACCAUAGGGCAAGAAACACUUGAAAGCCGUGGAUUGCACUUUCACGGAUACUUAUUUUGGAUAUCAUUUGGCGCCUUACUUGGAUUUGUAAUAAUUUUCAACAUUGGAUUUACCUUGGCCUUAACCUUCUUAAACCCUCCUGGUUCUCGUGCUAUUAUUUCAAAUGAAAAGCUUUCCCAAAUUCAAGGAUCUGAAGAUUCCUCCAGUGCUGCCAAUGCAGAAGCAAAAUCUACAGAUUCUCAUAACAAUACUACAAAAUCUCAUGAAGGUCGAGUGGUUUUACCUUUUGAACCCCUAACUCUGGUGUUUCAAAAUGUGCAAUACUAUGUUGACACCCCUGUGGCAAUGAGAGAAAGGGGGUUCACUCAGAAAAAACUCCAACUUCUUUGUGAUAUUACAGGUGCAUUUAGGCCUGGUGUUCUUACAGCAUUGAUGGGUGUCAGUGGAGCUGGGAAAACAACUCUUAUGGACGUUCUUGCUGGAAGAAAAACUAGUGGCACUAUUGAAGGAGAUAUUAGAAUUGGAGGGUUUCCUAAGGUUCAAGAGACGUUUGCUAGGAUUUUGGGUUACUGUGAGCAAACCGACAUACAUUCUCCACAAAUUACAGUUGAAGAAUCAGUGGUUUAUUCUGCUUGGUUGCGUCUGCAUCCUGAAAUUGAUUCAAAAACUAAAUUUGAAUUUGUGAAAGAAGUCCUUGAGAUCAUUGAGCUUGAUGAAAUCAAAGAUUGCUUGGUUGGCAUGCCCGGUGUUAGUGGUUUAUCAACUGAGCAGAGAAAGCGGCUUACGAUAUCCGUGGAGCUUGUUGCUAACCCCUCUAUUAUUUUCAUGGAUGAACCUACAACUGGAUUGGAUGCAAGAGCAGCUGCAAUUGUUAUGCGAGCAGUGAAGAACGUGGCUGAAACAGGAAGAACAAUUGUUUGCACCAUUCACCAACCAAGCAUUGACAUAUUUGAAGCAUUUGAUGAGUUGAUUCUAUUGAAAUCCGGCGGACGAAUUGUUUACUCUGGACCACUCAGUCAACAUUCAAGCAGUGUCAUCGAAUAUUUUGAGGAUAUCUCAGGGGUGCCAAAGAUAAAAAAUAAUUACAAUCCAGCAACAUGGAUGUUAGAUGUCACUUCUACAUCGGCAGAAGCUGAACUUGGUGUUGAUUUCGCCCAAGUUUAUAAGAACUCUGUCUUGUAUCAGAACAAUAGAGAACUUGUAAAUAGGUGGAGUACUCCACCUCCUGAUUCAAAAGAGUUGUAUUUCGCAACCCGCUUUGCACAAAAUGGUUGGGGACAGUUCAAAUGCUGCCUCUGGAAGCAACACCUGUCUUAUUGGAGAAGUCCUGCAUACAACUUGCAGCGUUUCGUGUACAUGAUUGUUGCAUCUUUUCUUUUCGGGGUACUGUUUUGGGAUCAAGGAAAGAAAUUAAAGACCCAGCAGAGCCUUUUCAAUGUAUUUGGUUCAAUGUUCUCCACUACGAUCUUCUUGGGCAUAAAUAAUUGCUCAUCAAUUUUACCAUAUAUCUCAACGGAGCGAUCUGUUUUGUUUCGGGAAAGGUUUGCCGGGAUGUAUGGUUCGUGGGCUUAUGCACUUGCUCAGGUCACGAUUGAGAUUCCCUAUCUCCUAGCAAUAUCAAUUGCAUUUGUGGUUAUUACAUAUCCAAUGAUUGGGUAUUAUUGGUCAGCUUAUAAGGUUUUCUGGUAUUUUUAUGCCAUGUUUUGUACAUUACUAUACUUCAGUUAUCUGGGAAUGCUGCUUAUUGCAAUGACACCGAGCUUUCCAGUGGCUGCAAUUUUACAGUCCGCCUUCUACACAAUUUUCAACCUGUUCGCUGGAUUUCUGAUACCUCAACCGCAAAUUCCCAAGUGGUGGAUUUGGUUGUAUUAUAUAAAUCCGACUGCUUGGACACUAAACGGUAUGCUUACAUCGCAGUAUGGAGAUAUAGACCAGAACAUUAAGGUGUUUGGAGAAACCAAAACUGUUGCGGCCUUUUUAAGAGAUUAUUUUGGAUACAGACAUGAUCAGUUACCCAUUGUAGCUGUUAUGCUCCUUAUUUUCCCCAUUGUUUUU